Messenger RNA from Syzygium oleosum, 2165 nucleotides. RefSeq names its product protein PHOSPHATE STARVATION RESPONSE 1-like. Bases 306 to 1763 code for a protein of 485 amino acids. NCBI's taxonomy places the organism in Eukaryota, Viridiplantae, Streptophyta, Magnoliopsida, Myrtales, Myrtaceae. Gene Ontology annotation, molecular function: DNA binding; DNA-binding transcription factor activity. The record is from RefSeq and is a predicted model, not a curated record. The transcript is spliced from 8 exons.
GAGAGAGAGAGAGAGAGAGAGACGCACCCCUGUAUAUUGCUUUAGAGAUCAACGACGGAGGGGGUGGCCUGUGGCGGAAACUGCGAACAGCCCUCGACGCCGCGAAGCCGGAGCCGGCGAGCUUCUCCGCCAUCCACCACCGCGCGCCGGGCCCCUCCUCCCCUCCCCUCUCCUCCCGCCGCCGUGACCGAGGCUCUCCGGUGAGCGGCGAGGAGCAAUGGCCGAUCGCUCGGCGGCUCGGUCGGUUUCGGCUGCAAUUCGGGUCGAAUCUCGAGGAGAUUGAUCGCGGACGGGCGAGGAGCAUAAUGGAAGCAAGCCAUACUUAUUCGCUUCCAAAACCUGGUAUGCAGCAGCUGAAUAAUGUGAGGGCCUCAGGAGUAAUGUCUUCAUCCUCUCCGGUUCUUCCAACUCAUUUUGAAGAGAGAUAUCCCAAGCUUCCAGAUUCUCAUCAGGUUACCAUGUCAAGUUCUCUAUCUCCUGGAACUCCUCUGCAGUCCAGUGGUGGGGCAGUUGGUCAUAUGUGUUCAUCGACCUCUGGAUACUCAACGGGUCUUCAUUACUCAUCUGUUACUCCUCCGGAAAAGCAUUCAGGAAGUGCUCCCUUUAUUUCUCAGUCAACAAGUGGUAGACCGACUUAUAUAAUAAAAUCUUCUGCUGAUGCUGAGCUUCUUCAAGCUGAAGCUUCAACACAGUAUGCUAACAAUGAGAAGGCAUCUUGGGGUUCAGAUGCAUUACCAUGCAUAUAUGAUUUUCCCGUGAAUUCUCCCUUUCAGAACAAUGAGAUGGAAAGUGGUGAUGGGAUUGGUGUCCUGGCAUCUGAGGACUUAAGUAAACCAAACAAUUGGCAGGAAUGGGCAGAUCAGCUAAUCAAUGAAGAUGACGAUUUGACACCAAAUUGGGAUGAGCUUCUUGGCGAAACCAACUACUCUAAUCCAGAAUCAAAGAUGGCAUGCGGGGUCAACAAAUCACCAUCAAGUCUUUCAGCACAUCAGACACGAUUACAUCAAGAGCUUCCUGCUUCAUCGGGCGAUAUCCAUACUGCCAACAACUCUUCAUCCACGGCAAAUAGUACUGCAGCCAAGGCACGUAUGCGCUGGACACCAGAACUUCAUGAGGCUUUUGUGGAGGCUGUCAGUAAACUCGGUGGCAGUGAACGAGCCACACCUAAGGGUGUGCUAAAACUCAUGAAAGUUGAAGGGCUGACGAUCUAUCAUGUAAAAAGCCACUUACAGAAGUAUAGAACAGCAAGAUAUAGACCAGAUUGUUCAGAAGGGUCAUCAGAGAGAAGAUUGACUCCUAUUGAAGAAUUGUCAACCCUUGAUCUAAAGACGAGCAUGGAGAUCACUGAAGCUUUGAGAAUGCAGAUGGAAGUACAGAAGCGGCUACAUGAACAACUUGAGAUUCAGAGGAAACUCCAGCUUCAGAUUGAAGAGCAGGGGAGAUACCUCCAGAAGAUGUUCGAGAAGCAGAGCCAAUCAGGAAUGAACAAGCUGAAAGAAUCUUCUUCUACUUUAGACAAUCACUCUGCGCCUUCUGGAGAACUUCAAGACUCCCCUGGAAAAGGCGAAUAUGAAGAAUCCAAGGAGGAGCCAGAAAAAACUGAUAUCGAUCCUGUCAAUGAUAGCAACGUUGCUCCUAGAGAAUGUUUGCAGGAGCAGGGGGGGAUGCAAAGCGAACCUGCAGCCGUCUCUCUCGAGAGUCCCGAGCAAGGGAUGCGUGAGUCGUCUUCUCAGCCUUCAAAGCGUCAGAAAAUGCAUGCUUGAGGUUAUGAUUUAUCCCAACUCAGCAUUGCAAAUUUGCGGUGAGAAUGUCAAACCAAACGAAAGGAAGAAAUGCGUCGUUCAUGAUGUUAUUCUCAGCUUUUUCACAUGGAGCAUUGAAAUUCAAUGCUUAUUAUGUCUGCAUUUUUCAUUGUCUCUAUUUGCUGCAAUAGAUAUAUGUACUUCAGCUGACCAAAGUAUCACUACUUAGUAGCGGCUUUCGCAUUAGCCGAACAUGGUGUCGGCCCUGGCGCAUCAGUUUUCUGUCUGGCUACAAGAGAUUUGGAAGUCUCUAAUCCCGAUAACAUGUGGGGAUGCUGCACUUUGAUGAUUCAUAUGUAUUGAAUGGUAUCCUCUUAUAUCUGGUACUUCCGGAUGAAUGGAAGAUGAAGCGCUUUGCUUGGA